Molecule: messenger RNA, 325 nt
Organism: Staurois parvus
Lineage: Eukaryota; Metazoa; Chordata; Amphibia; Anura; Ranidae
Source: the annotation of a GenBank genome assembly
CUGGUAGGAGGAGGAGGAGGAGACAGAGGACCCAGACGCACCAUGGCAGUAUGCUGUGGAGAUGGAGGCAGGGAGUCCCUCGCAUUCCUUGGCACAAAUGGCCCAUAGCAUGAUGCUCGGUUGCGACAGUCGACGACUAUCAAGAGUCCAAUGGCAGAGUGGCGGAGCAGAAGCAGCUUCAAUUGAAGGCCAUACACAGGCCUAGGUUUAAAACCAAACACAGGCCUCGGUUAAAAAGCGGAAGCCGUCAGCAGCGUGAGCAGACGACAGAGGCACAUGGCGCAGGGUGGUGGUGGAGGCAGCAGCAAUGGAAGGCCAUACAGCA